CUCGUCCGCACCGCGUCAUACGUAUCGCGCCGGCCGGUCGACCACGACCGCGCAACCACACAGUCCGACAACGCGCCCGCCGCCGUGCUGCACUCGCGAGCGUUCGUCGAUCGGUAUCAGACAGUAUUAAUAUCAAUUCGUAAUAUCGUUACAGCGAUUGUCGGUGAUUUUCCGUUCUACGCCUCUCGUCACUCCGCCGGUUUUUUCCGUUUACGAGUUCCCGGUUUUCCAGUUCCGAGAUCGUUCCACACACGUCUGGCCUUUGUCGGAUCGGGGCACGCGGGGGUUCCGCUGCUAUGAGCAUUAUCGACAACGGCAGAUCGUCGCUACACCGGACACGAAAAGACUCCAGUCAGUUCAAUUUUUCAUCAGGCAUGCGAUUGACGACGUACGCCAGCAGCGACGGUCGAGCAGCGGCGACAUGUUGAUGCGCCAUGUCAAGGCAUGGACGCUCUAAACAAUACGGUCCGGAACCGCCGCCGGCGGCCGUCUACACCAAGCCGCCGCCGCCGGUGCACGGCAACAACACGUACAACGGCCGCGCGCACCUCCAUUACCAGCAGCAGUCACAACAGCAACACCAGCAAUUGCUGCUGCAACAGCAAUUCUACGGCACGCAGCAACAGCAACAGCAGCAACAACAGUCCAACGUGGUGGUCGGAUCUAGACCCCCGUCGAGCAGUCACCACCAUCACUCGUUGCCCAGAAAUGCCUGGAGCACGGACAGACAUUCUCCGGCGGCCGGCGGAUCUUCGUCGAACAGCUCGAACGACCGGGCUUACGCUGCCAACCGCCGAGCAAAGCACCACCGCGUGUACAACAGCCACCGGCAGGCGUCUCGCGGCCACCACAAGAGCGGCGGGGGCGGCGCCGGUGGUGGUGCCACCACGGACCCGGACGCCCUGUCGUCGGUGACAACGGCCGGCAUCAAGUACAACCCACUGCAGCAACCGCCGCCACAACAGUUGAACCACCAAUCGCUGCACCAACUACACCAGCAACAGCAACAGCAGCAGCACCACCACCGGCCGCAGAUGGCGCAGGCCUGGCCACCGGUCGAACCGCCGCCGUCGGCCGUCCACCAUCUCCAGCAACAGACGACCACCACCGCACAAUACUUGCCGCAGCCGCCGCCACAGUUACCGCCGCAGAACGCCGCCGCUGCAGCCGCGGUCUUGAGGCCACAUCACCAGCCACAGGCGGUGCCACUGUUGUUGCCCUCGUGUGACGUAGCCGUUGACGCAUGCGGUGGCCACUGUCCGAGGUUCGAAAACUUCUGCCAUUUCUGCUUGCUGGUGUUUUAUUUCGCGGGCAUCACGGUGGGCUUCCUGUUGAUCAUGGCGGCCGUCGUGUCCAGCCGGGAUCCUCGGUUCCUGUACAUCGGUGGCCUGGUGCUGCCGGUCAGCGCGUUCCUGAUGGCCGUUCAGUGCCGAGUGCGGCAGGACGCCGACCGCCGGAAGCGGCACAGGCAGCUGAACGGCCGGCACCACCACAGGUCGAACGCGGGCGCAUUGAUGGUGAUCAACAACAACAGCAACCAACACAACGGCGCCGUUUCCGGCCAACCGCCGGCCACCGGAUCCGGCACGGCCGCUGCCGCCGCCGAGACCAUACCGCUGCAGAACAUCAUGGCGGCCGGCGGUGCCGAUAACGGCGGCACGCUUCGCCGGCAGUUCCAGGGCAACGUCUAUCAGUACGUUGGCCAGAGGGACGGCAGCGAGGCCAACUACAACGCGGCCAACGGCCAUCACUACGAGACGACGUCUGAACUACAGCAAAUUGAAGGAGUGCCGUGGUGGAGACGAGAAGACAACCGACCGUAUCACAACCGCGCCCCUCACCAGUAACCAACCGUCACCACACACACCCCUCGGAUGGUCGUAAUUAUUAUUAUUUUUGUUUUUCAGUAGGCCCUGUCGAGUGUGUGUGUGUGUGUGUGUGUGUAUUUAUAUAUUAUUAUUAUAAAUACUAUUUGUACCUAUAUUCAUUAUUAAUAUUAUAUUUUGUCACUAAGUUUUUGUUGUCGCCAAAGUGCUUAAGUGCGACGUUUGUACACAUAUACAUAUAUAUACAUAUAUAUAUACACAUUAUAUUAUUAAACAACA
This is a messenger RNA of Myzus persicae (green peach aphid), 2105 nucleotides long. RefSeq lists its product as uncharacterized. The coding region runs from base 435 to 1847 and encodes 470 amino acids. The record is from RefSeq and is a predicted model, not a curated record. NCBI's taxonomy places the organism in Eukaryota, Metazoa, Arthropoda, Insecta, Hemiptera, Aphididae. The transcript is spliced from 5 exons.